Meloidogyne enterolobii is the source of this 2391-nucleotide messenger RNA. The record is from the annotation of a GenBank genome assembly. NCBI's taxonomy places the organism in Eukaryota, Metazoa, Nematoda, Chromadorea, Rhabditida, Meloidogynidae.
UAUUUGUUCUGCAUGGCCCGAAAUAAUUUGCAAUCAAUACCUGGCUCACAAAUGCAAUUCAAUCCUGGUUUUUCGGUAGAUUAUUCACAGGCAUUGAACAAUUUGGUAAAAACUUCUUUGUUGUCAGGAAAACAAUCAACAGUUUCUACUCAGCCGACUCAAUUUCCUAUUCUUCCUCACAAAGAAUGGAUUUGUGCUAAGUGUGCUUGUAUCAAUGCUAAGGGAAUUUAUGCUUGCAAAAAAUGUGGUCAGUUGAUCGGCUCUAAGGCACAAUUUUCAAAAGAAUAUGCGACCAGUGAUCGACCUCCAGUUGAAGUUCUCGGAGCUGGUUCAUCGUCAUUGCCUUUUGAGCCCGUUGUUCGUACUCCUUUUGGUCUUUUACAAACAUUUGCUUCUCCUGAUCCAAAAAAUUUUAUUUAUCAUGCAACAAAAGGCUAUUUUCAUGAUUCAACUACCGGUUUCUUCUAUGACAGAAACUCUGAUUAUUAUUACAAUCCAAAGUCGAACAAGUGGAUGUUUUGGUGUAGCAAAUAUAGUACAUACAUUGAUUGUUCGGGUGGUGAUCUUGAGCUGAAGAGAAGUCUUCAAGAAGAGGAGUUUGACAUUCAACAAAAACGUUCCGAAAAAACAGAAGAUACAAUUUCUAACGCUCCUUCUGGAAGUUUGGCUGUUCAACGCCGUAGCGAAAAUAUUGCCGAUGAUUGGAUUGAUCUCAUUAAACGUGUCGGUGCAGGUGAUUUAUCAAAUUCGGCGAAGGCGGCACCUACAAGCACGGCAACUUCAAAUAUGCGAGCUGAAAAAUCAAGAGAUGAAUUUAUUGCUGAUAAGGAAGAGAAAGAACUAAAGAAAUUAAUUACUUCAAAUGCGAAAUCAAAUCUUACUGAUUGUAUUCUGCAAAAUGAAAAGCUUUUGAUCGAUUUGCACAAACUUUUGGUGCAGGAACGGGAUCCGUUAGCAAUUAAAAAAAUACAAGCCCAGAUUGAUGCUUUUAAUUCAACUACGCGUUCUCUUCAAACUCUUCUUUCAAUGCUUGCAAGUGAUGAUACUUUUGCUAGUUCUCAAUCAAAGAGUCAAAAACCAGAUUCUUCAACUUUAAUAACUCCACAAUUCAAGCGACAUAUUACAAAGUCAAUUCAAAAUGAAGACAACGGCAGUUCUCAUCGCAACACUGAGGACGAUUCUUUUUUCAGUUUAAAUUCUGCCAGAAAAUCUAGCCAAGAUGAGAAGGAACAGAGGAAGAAUGCGAGGCGUUCUGAUAAAUCAAACAAUUCAUUGCGAGAUGCAAUUUUGGAAGGGAAGCGGACAGCGUUUGAUGAACAUAUUGAACAAGUAGAAAGAUUGCGAAAUAUGCUAGGCAGUGCAAAAAGCGGGGCUAACAAUAAGAAAAAUUGGAUAGAAUCACUACCAAAUAUUUCAUUCCCUAGAGAAGUAUCUCGCAAGGAAACCAGUUUCGAAGAUCAAAUUCGUACUAUUGUUGAUCAAAAUGUAGAGAAGCAAUGGAUACUUAAUUCUAGCAAUGAUGAUGCUGUUACGAUAAAAUCCAGUCGUCGAAGCCCAAGUCCUCGAAAAAGUAGUUCUCGUAGAACCCGCAGCAGAAGUCGUCACAGGACCCAGAAGAGCCGAAGUCGAAGUAGAGAUCGUCGUCAAAGGAGUCGAAGUCGACAGCGUACAACUAAUCGAGUAUCCGAGCGAAGCCGAUCACGUUCGCGUCAUCGCGGCACCUUCUCUGAUGAGCGGUCUCGACGUAAUGGCAAUGAUGAUGAUGAUUUGGAAAUAAUUAGUUACAAACGGAAGGAUAGUGUAUCUGCACGCUCUCCUCAACCUCCUCCAGUUAUGCCAAUGACAAUUACGCCACCACCUCCUGGACUUUCAAGCAAGACUCCAGGUUCUCUUAAAGAGCUUUUUGAUCGCGCACAUUCUAUGUUAGCACAAGGAUUUGUUGGAGCAAAUUUACUCCAAAAAUCAGUUGAUCAAGGAAAUUUCUCUAGCAUGCAGAACAUUCCUUCUGGUUUAAGUAAACAGCAAGAAGGUAGUUCGUUCCCCAGCGCUUUUUCAAUGUCUGCACCUUUGAGACCGCAAGGCAAGCCUAAUUUUUGGAAAAUAAAGUUAUCUUUUUUAGUCAAUCCUAUUGCACCGCAGACUGGCUUUGGACUUAUGCCCGGUAUUUCACCGAAUUUGGGACCAAAAAAUUUUUAUACUCCAAAUUCCAACCAGUGGAAGAUGCCUUAUCAGGCCAGUAAUCCAGUUGUACCAAAUUUGCCCUUACCUAUUAUUUGUGAUUACUGCGGUCGUGAUGGACAUUCACGCGAAGUGUGCCCUUCUUUACCAUCAAAACCGAUUCAUACUCAAGAUCAAAGGGUCAUUCGAAAUGUAAUUUUUACAUUAGAAUAA